Messenger RNA from Phragmites australis (common reed), 1539 nucleotides. RefSeq lists its product as uncharacterized. The record is from RefSeq and is a predicted model, not a curated record. Bases 182 to 1243 code for a protein of 353 amino acids. The transcript has a single exon. Lineage: Eukaryota; Viridiplantae; Streptophyta; Magnoliopsida; Poales; Poaceae.
CGCUCGUCUUCUUCCCGGCUCGGCUGCCUCUUGGUUGGUUCCCCCGACGGACCAGACCAGACCAGACCGGUGGUCAAAACCCUAGCCUUCCCCGGUCAAACCUCGCCCCUCAGAUCUCCGAAUCGCGCCUCCGAUUCAUCUUCUCGCCACUCCAAUCUAUCCAAUUCCAAGACCAAUCCGGAUGGGCAAUGGGGCCGAUGCUGCGUCCGCGUCGGGGAGGAGGUGCCCCAAGCACCCCUCGGAGCCGCCCUUCACCGGCUUCUGCUCCGCCUGCCUGCUCGACAGGCUCCACGCUAUCAAUCUAGUUGGUCUUCUAGCCUCCCCGCAGCCUCCUCCUUCCCUUGCCCCUCAGGAGCACCUACAGGGCCUGGACCUGGAGGAGGGAGAGGACCCGCUGCCUCCUUGUUCCACAGCGACAUCGGGGAGGAGGACAGGAGCAGGGCGGACCACGCUCCUUCACCUCUUCCAGUUAGAGGACCAAGGAGCAAACCAGGAGGAGCCGGAGCAGAGCAAGGCGGCCCCCUCGACCAGCGGCGCCGACGGCCAAGAUCCGCCUCCCUACCUGCAGCGCAAGCGAUCCCUUCGUCAGUCCUGCAGCGAUUGGAUCGCCUGCUGCGACACCUCUGCCUCCGCCAACCACUCCUCCUGCCUCCCCUCCCGCCAGUCCUUGGAAUUGGAUGCCUCCUCCUCCACCAUCUCCGCUGCUCCUCCUGCUCCUUGUACGACAAGCAAUGGCGUUGCUGUGGCCGAGAGGAGGACGGAGAGCCUCAGGUGGAACCAAGUCUGGGCAAUCAGGGGCUUCCUCGCCAGGCCUGCAGGCCAUCUGCUCAACAGGUCCUUCUCCGAGUCCUCCAGGUCCAGGUACGCCCACCACCCGGGCAAUGGCGCCAUUGCAAGUUCCUCCUCAUCACAGUCGCAAGGUAUUCGCCUCAACGGCAGCCACUCCGUGUCUUCCACUGGGAAUGGAAUGGACUCUUCUGAGAUAUCACUCCCGGGUGAUUCUGUUGGGCACGCUCAUGUCCACCAUUACCGGCCCCGGCUCAAGAACAGACUCCACUGGCUCCGCCGCAGCCGCAGCGUUCACUAUUCGUCACCUACCAGCCUAGCAGAUGCCGGUCUCACUCCUUUCAGAAGCAGAAGCAGCAGCACCAGGAGCACGGCAGACAAGACCCAACCAGUCAGGCGCCUCAACCUCAGCCUGUUUGCUGCUGGCUUCUUUGGCACCCAAAGACAUCAACACUGAUGGAUGCUACUAGUUCUUUCCGCUGCCAUACUAGCUAGCUAACUUUAUGACAGCAUGGCCGUUGAAUCUGUAUUUAUAAGGUACCUAAAAAUUGUAUACUAGCAUGGUCUCUGGUAAGUUGAUAGUGCAGAUAAUUUUCCCCCGUUCUUUGUACUAUGUCUAUGUAUGUUAAAAAUAGAAUAAAUUGCUCAACUUAGAUACUCCUAGUGCCAUGUUCAUUCCUCUCUGUCAAUCUGUCAUUCUGUCAUGACUAUUGAGCAAACUCUGCUGUGAUUGAACAAUUGUUACCAACUGAA